Molecule: messenger RNA, 1480 nt
Organism: Phascolarctos cinereus (koala)
Lineage: Eukaryota; Metazoa; Chordata; Mammalia; Diprotodontia; Phascolarctidae
Source: RefSeq, a predicted model, not a curated record
UUUAUGUCCUAACAAAGGAAAGUGCAUUGGAGUUUGGGAUAGGAUGACUGUUUGUGUAAGGAUUGCCUCUUUCCUUCCAUUAAAGAAAAGAAGAUGAAACUUAGUUAACAAUAACGAAAGGAGUAAAACAGGAAAAGAAAAGAAAAGAAAACUCUCUCAAGGAAGAGGUUAUCCAUAAAGCAGUGGCAGACUGGGUAGUAUUAACUCAUCAUGAAUGAAUGAGCUCUUCCAUACUUCCAUUGUAUACAUCCAAAUCGUCUGACGUAGCAGGAAUUGGGAAUAGGUGGAUGUACUUUAAUAUCCAGACGCUUAAGAGGAAAAAAAAAAAAGUUAGCGCUAGAGUUUGGCAAGAGGACAGUGAAAACCGAGAAAGGAACCAGGAAAGAAAGGAGAGGCUGGUGCGGCUCUUGACAUGCUCAGGAACCGAUUCCCCAACAAGGAAAGACCUCCCGGAACCAAGCCAAGUGAAGUCCAACCACUGAAGACUGUGGGGCGAGAGCCGUGGCGCCUGCGGGGCCUCCGCCAGGUCCUGGGGAUGCUCUUUGCAGAUCCACUCCUCUGCUGAAGCUGUCUAGGUCACUGAAUGCCCGGAGCAUCUCAAAGCGGCAGAGAUCCCAGGCAAUGAGGUUUUCCAGGCUGUCUUUCCCCAUUCUGCUCCUCGGCUGCUGCCUCCUCGGGGCAUCGACAGCCAGGAAGAACAAGGACAGCGCACGGGGAGCGGCCGAGUCGGUCCCUGGCCCCACUGGGGGCUCCUCGGGUCGCUUCUCCAACCCCGAGCAGCAUGCGUGCAGCUGGCAGAUCCUGCUGCCGGCCCCCGGAGACUCAUCCGCUAUGGGUGCCGAGGGAACCGGCGCGGGCAGCGAGCUCGCGGUAAGCUGCCAGAGCCCAAACGGCUCGCGCUACCAGUGCGCCUAUCGAGGAGAGCCGCAGCGCUGCGCAGCGUACAACGCCCGCGGUCCGCAGUACUGGAAGCAGGUGGUGGGGAAGCUGAGGAAGAAGAGGCGGCCCUGUCACGACCCAGCUCCGCUCAAAGCUCGGCUUUGUGGCGGCAAGAAGGGACAAGGGGCUGAGCUCCACCUGGUGACCCGGCCGCUCGACGCCUCCAGUGCCGGGGCCAGCUCGGCCGCCACCGCGCUCCCCGGCGAGGGCAAGGGCAAGAACAAGGGCCGCACAAGGGGCCUGAGUCGUGCCCGGGAGCCCGCCCGCGGAACUGAGCAGGGAGUGAAUCUUCCCCGAGCCCCGCCGCCGUCGGGGACCUCGGCUCUGGGAGGCGUGGCCAAAGAGAAGGGUCCUGGGAAGAAGGGCAACGGGGGCAAACGCAAAGAGACCCCGCCAUCGGACGAGGAGAGGCCCAUGGAAGCUGGGCCCGCCCCGGGGGGCCCGUUGGAGUUUAACGAAGAGUUGACAGAAACCUACUGCGCAGAAAAGUGGCACUCGCUGUGCAAUUUCUUCGUCAACUUCUGGAAUGGCUGAUCCGAAA